Molecule: messenger RNA, 1351 nt
Organism: Danaus plexippus (monarch butterfly)
Lineage: Eukaryota; Metazoa; Arthropoda; Insecta; Lepidoptera; Nymphalidae
Product: zinc finger protein 501-like
Exons: 2
Coding region: 1-1245 (414 amino acids)
Biological process (GO): regulation of transcription by RNA polymerase II
Molecular function (GO): RNA polymerase II cis-regulatory region sequence-specific DNA binding; DNA-binding transcription factor activity
Source: RefSeq, a predicted model, not a curated record
AUGUGGAGGAAACACCAAGGAGUUUGUCGAGGUGCUCAGCCGCGAUCAAAACAAAAAUCUGUAUCAAGGCAAGAAAACGCCACAGCUAUUACAAAUAAUGCCACAUUAUCAUCAAAAAAAGACGAAAAACACACAAAAAAUAAUGGCAACAAUACAAAAACUAAAACCACACAAAACAAAAUAGUAAAUUGCGAAAAAAGUAUUCAACGAAGAUAUAAAAAGCCAAAAUUUAACGUGCCAAGGAAAACUGAAAAUAUAACAAAGAGCGGAGAAAUAUUUUUAUCACAAACAAUACAAAAUUCAUCAAAAGCAAAGGUUACACUUUCACAACCUCGAAAUGACAGCGACUCGGUUAUUAAAUUAGGAAAAACCGAUGAAAAUAUAACAUCUGAUAGCAUAACCGAAAACCACGAUAAAAUUAAUUUAAUUAAAGGUUCCAAUGAAAAUUCUAUUAUUUCAAAUGAAAAUACAAAAAGUGAUCAGACAGACGAUAUUUUUGUGAAGAGUGACACAAAAAACGAUAAGACAAGGAUUUGUUUAGAUCAAAAUAUAUUAAACUGCGAUAUAUGUUCGUAUAAAACAAAAAUUGAGAAUCACUUGAUAAAUCAUUUGAAAGUGCAUGAAUCCGCAAAGAAAUAUAGAUGUAGCCUUUGUGAUUACAUCACCAGUUUUAAAGGAAGUUUAGGGUAUCAUCUAAGAACGCAUACAGGAGAGAAACCUUUUUCUUGUGAUGUUUGUAAAAAGACAUUUACACGAAGAGGCGAUUUAAAUAGGCAUAUCAAAACGCAUACAGGAGAGAAACCUUUUUCUUGUAAUGUUUGUAAAAAGACAUUUACACAAAGAGGCUCUUUAAAUAUUCAUAUCAAAACGCAUACAGGAGAGAAACCUUUUUCUUGUAAUGUUUGUAAAAAGACAUUUACACAAAGAGGCAAUUUAGAUAUGCAUAUCAGAACGCAUACAGGAGAGAAACCUUUUUCUUGUGAUGUUUGUAAAAAGACAUUUACACAAAAAGGUUCUUUAAACAAUCAUAUCAGAACGCAUACAGGAGAGAAACCUUUUUCUUGUGAUGUUUGUAAAAAGACAUUUACACAAAGAGGUUCUUUAAACAAUCAUAUCAGAGCGCAUACAGGAGAGAAACCUUUUUCUUGUGAUGUUUGUAAAAAGACAUUUACACGAAGAGGCGAUUUAAACAUUCAUAUCAGAAGACGUCAUAUUAUUAAACAUUUACAAAGCCAAGAAUCUUAGUUAUUAUGUAAAGGAAAUAUUAAAUGUUAGGUUUAAUUACAAAACAAAUAAUUUAUCCUACUCAGUGUCACUUAUAGUAAAUAUUUAGAACACUAUAUGUUGUAUU